Molecule: messenger RNA, 4939 nt
Organism: Parus major (Great Tit)
Lineage: Eukaryota; Metazoa; Chordata; Aves; Passeriformes; Paridae
Gene: MOV10
Product: Mov10 RISC complex RNA helicase
Exons: 22
Coding region: 1546-4452 (968 amino acids)
Molecular function (GO): RNA binding; 5'-3' RNA helicase activity
Source: RefSeq, a predicted model, not a curated record
AUGAAAACAAGGGCUUUUAAGAAGGCUUAAUUUUCAGGGCAACAGUUUCUUGUCAUGCUUAGAGGGGAUUUUGGAUGAAUCUCUUCUACAUGCUUGUUCUGCUUUACUAUUUUGCCCCUCUAAUAUCAAAAUAGCAGUCAUAACAGUUUCUCUGAAGGGCAGGAUGAAGAGAUACCCAUUUCUCAGAUCUUGGAACGUGGAUUCACUAGAAAGUGAACCUCCUUUGGGGAACUCUCUGCUUUGUUUGCACUUGGUUAUCACUGGGCGCCUUGCAGGUUCUGGUUUUUAAACUGACUCCUGUGUUCUUGUUUUUAAAUACACAAAGGAAAAAAAGGCUUGGGAAGAGAGGGGUGGGGUUGCCUGUGCAUUACACGUCAGGUUUUGCACAGCAACACCACAAAAUAAGUGUCUAUGCUUUGUGAGUUUUAUCUAAAUAAAAUGUAUUUGUAUUUGCUGCUGAGACUGACAGUUCAUCCCUCAGGCAUCUGUAUCAACUAGUCUAGUGCAAAUACACCAGUGUUUGUUUAAAGCCAUUUGUGUCUGUUCUUUCCUGGUCUCACUCCUGUUAAUUCCUGAAGGCUUGGAAGUGGUGGAGUCACCGUCCCUGAAACUGUUCAAAAACGUGAAUGUGGCCCUUGAGGAUAUGGUUUAGUGGUGCUGGGUUCAUGGCUGGACUUCAAUGAUCUCAAAGCUCUUUUCUAACCUUAGCAGUUCCGCAAGAAAGGCAGCGUUUGUAUCACUCCAAACCCAUGGGUGAUGCUCCCACCCUGGUAUACAGACAUGGCAACUGAAGAGCUGAGCUUCCAAAUUAAAAUAAAAACAAUCACAGAGCUUUAAAGCAACUCCUCACCCUGGAAAAAAGGCAGCAAGGAGGUAAUUCCACUCAUCCUCAGGGUCUUGCUGUAACGUUUACCUCAGACACUCCUGGUUGUGUCCUACACAAGACAAAGCAGGGCUUUUUGGAGGUUUGCACAGUGCUGUGCGAGGAGCUACUCAAGGACAGUUUGUUAAGAGGGUCGUCCCUGCAGCAGCACCCAGGGAGAUGAAAGGUUGUGUGAGCCUCAGGUGCUGUGGGCUGCGGCCCUGGACACAUCCAGGAAAUCGCUGCAGCAAUUCCAGGAAUGUGAAGCUGAAGUAGGGCCCAAGAUAAGACUGCACACAGCACAGCUUUUAUCUGCCUCAAGGCUAGCCUUCUCCAGCUCCUUGGCUAUACUGGAAGCAGUUCACCGCCAGGGUUCCAGCCUUAAGAGCGUUUCUAUCUCUUUGUCCUUCUCCAAAUCUUUAGCUAAUCAUCCUUUAGGCGGACUCGUUCCCUUCCUGCCUCCUGGCCCUUCUCCCCCACCAGCCUUCUCUACAGCAGGCUCUGCUGUCCAGCUGCCAGCUCCUCGAUCCGGGCAGGCAGGUCUGCACUGCUCAGCUCCUUUCGCUUUCGUUUCUCCCUGCGCCACCAGCCCGGGGUCAGUCCAGCCCAGCCCAGCCCAGCCCAGCCUGGAUUGAUCUGGCACUCCUCGACACGGCACCAUCUCGGCUCAGCUGGGCUCAAGCAUGCCGCAGUUCAGCAUGGCAGAGGCCAGGCUUUGGGGACAUCAGUUUGUGCAGUUCCUGCAGGACACGGGCCGGGAGCAGGUGAGCCUGCGGGAAACGCUGCGGACCAUCUACAACCAGGAGUUCCGGGGCAGGACUGAGGCAAAGACACCCGGCUUUUCCUGCAUCUUGUACGCACUGAAGGCAGCCCAUCAGGUUCAGGUGCGAGGGGAGGUGGUGAAGUUCAAGGUGAAGAGGUGUGUGGUGGUGGCAGACCAGUACCGGAGACCCAGAGUGAAUGCACGGACAUCCAUGUCCAAGUCUGCCUCAGGACAGCAGCUCAGCUCCACUCCACAAACGCCCCCGAUCUAUGGCAAGCAGUGGGCUGAGCUCAUUCGUGGGAAGCACGGGGUGGAGAUCGCCUCAGACUGUGACCAGGGCAAUGGGAAUAUUCGCUUCCCAGUGGUGCCGGGUGAGCCCCGGACAGUCACUGUCCUGGUGCACAACCGUGGGACGGAGGUGGUGACACUGCAGCGCUUCCAGUCACGCCAGCAGUCCCAGGAGCUCUCCUUCACCGACGAGCAAGGGGCAGUGCAGGGCCAGUCCCUGCUGUUACACCCAGGUGCCACAUACCCCAUCCAGGUGCGGUGCCUCACCACCUGCAAUGGGCACUUCAACGCUGUGGUGUUCUUCGAGUUCACCAAGGAGCCAGACCAGCCCUUCAGCAUCUCACGUUACAUUGCUGCCAUCGCCGAGAGCCAGCUAGCCAAGGAGCUGGGACCCUCGGCACCUUUCCAGCCUUACGAGGCCAGCCUCCAGCGCUUUGUCACAGUCAUCACUGAGGAUGGCAUCCCCCCUGACAGCUCCCUGAAAAACAAACUGGAGAGGGAAAUCCCUCUGGGUACCUACCAGUACCCAAAGAGCCUCAAGGACACGAUUCUGCUUGGACCCAACACCAGUGCCAGCUCCAGCUGGGCUGCCAUGCGCUUGCUGCUGGAAGCACCUCUGCAGGCUGACAACUACCAACAGAAAUUCCAGCUGCUGCUGCACCUGGAGGAGAUCCAGAUGGAGGUGGACAUCCGGCGCUACGACAUGCAGGAUGUGACCAUGGUGCAGGAGAGGGCUCUGCUGGUUCUCAAUGUGCCUGGCGUGGCUGAGAACCGCCCAUCCCUGCUGAGAGGGGACCACCUCUUUGCCCACCUGAGCAGCGAGCGGGACCACUCCCCACUCGUCCAGUACAAGGGCUACGUGCACAGCGUGGAACUGGAGAAGGUCAGGCUGGGCUUCUCCUCCAAGCUGCAGAAGAAGUUUGUGAACAACCUGAAGUUCGAUGUGACCUUCACCUUCAACCGGCUGCCACUGCAGGUCCAGCAUCGGGCUGCAGUCCUGGCCGUGCGCCGUGGCUUGUUCAGCCUCCUCUUCCCCUCUGCCUCCUGCCACAAGUCCCUCUUCCCAGGCCCCUUCCAGCCCCGGUGGUUUAACCGCAAGCUGGAGACCAACGAGGAGCAGUGCAAAGCCGUGAGCCACAUUGUGACAGGGAUGUCCCGGCCAGCCCCGUACCUGAUCUUUGGCCCCCCUGGCACUGGCAAGACGGUCACUAUGGUAGAGGCCAUCAAGCAGGUGUGGACUUGCUUCAAGGAUGCCCGUAUCUUGGCCUGUGCCCCCUCCAACAGUGCCACAGACCUGCUGUGCCAGUGCCUCAUCAAGGACAUUGCCCCUGAGAAUGUCUACAGGCUCAUCGCCAGCUCCAGGAGCCCCAGGGAAGUACCCACCGAUAUCAUGCCCUGCUGCAACUGGGAUGAUGAGCAGAGCAGCUACGUGUACCCAAGCAAGGAGAGCCUGAGGCAGUACCGGAUUAUCAUCACCACACUGGUGACAGCAGGAAGGCUGGUGUCAGCCAACUUCCCCCCUGGGUUUUUCUCCCACGUCUUCAUUGAUGAGUGUGGCCACGCGGUAGAGCCGGAGAGCCUGGUUGCCAUUGCGGGACUCCUGGCUCCCAUGGACCAGGAGACCAACCCCAAUGGGGGGCAGCUGGUGCUGGCAGGAGACCCCCAGCAGCUGGGCCCUGUCCUGACCUCACCACUGGCUAUCCAGCAUGGUUUGGGCACCUCACUGCUGGAGAGGCUGAUGCUGCACAAUCCCCUGUACAAGAAGUCGAGUGGAGGAUACAAUCCACAGUUCAUCACUAAGCUGCUCUGGAACUACAGGUCCCACGAGGCCAUUCUCAGGAUCCCAAAUGAGCUCUUCUACGAGAACGAGCUGAAGGUGUGCAAGAGCGACAGGCUUGACGUCCAGAAUCUGUUUUGUACCUGGGAGGAGCUUCCCAAAAAAGGCUUCCCAAUCAUCUUCCAUGGGGUUUGCGGGGAAGACCAGAGAGAGGCCAAAAGCCCCUCAUUCUUCAACACGGCUGAAAUUGAGGUCCUGGUCCACUACCUCAAGAAGCUGCUGCAGAGCCAGGGCAAGGGAAGCUGCCCCUCCGUGUCCCCCAAGGAGAUCGGCAUCAUUUCUCCCUACAGGAAGCAGGUAGAGAAGAUCCGGAAAGCCAUCACAUCCCUGGAUCCCGAUCUGCAGAAGCUGCCGGACAUCAGGCAACUGAAGGUGGGCUCUGUGGAAGAGUUCCAGGGCCAGGAGCGGCACGUGAUCCUCAUCUCCACCGUGCGCAGCUGCAGCACGUACCUCCAGUUCGACCAGACCUUCAGGCUGGGCUUCCUCAAGAACCCCAAGAGGCUUAAUGUGGCCAUCACCAGGGCCAAGGCUCUGCUGAUCGUGGUGGGUAAUCCGGUCGUUCUCAGCAAGGACCCCCACUGGCACAGGUUCCUCAGGUACUGCAAGGACGAGGGAGCCUACACAGGAUACCCCUACGAGCCUGAGAGCACAGCUGAGGACACAAUCGCCGACAACCUCCACAUGCUGCAGCUCAGUGCUUAGUGCAGUCAGGGGCCAGCUCUGCCAUGAGGUUUCUCUGCAGAAAACGCACCGGUGAAGGGAAGAGAAGCCCCAAGAAGCUCCAUCCCCCUCAGCCUGUCCCUGGCCUGCAGCACCUCCUGCUCUUUCUGUCUCAGUCUCAGGGUGCUCCAUGCGCCCCUGAGGAGAUGGGACUGAAUCCUCCGGACCAGAAGGUGUUGCCAGGCUUUGCUGCCAGCCACGAAGCCCACACCAGCAUCAGACUGGGACAAGUCUCCAUUUUAAUCAUGUUUGUGGCAGAGCAAUUCUCUGUGGCUAGUCUCACCAUUCAGUGAAAGGCUUAAGCCUGGAGACUCUGGCCUCCAAAGAGCAUCACUGGGUACACAGCUGCUGUGAUGGGUGACUGGGGAAGGCCUGGCCUGGGAUGGGCUGGCUCAGCUCUCCACUGGGCCUGGCCUUAGGCUGUGCAGGCACUCUAUUUCCCUGGAAUAAAUGUUUAGAGAAAAACAGA